Molecule: messenger RNA, 2648 nt
Organism: Salvia hispanica
Lineage: Eukaryota; Viridiplantae; Streptophyta; Magnoliopsida; Lamiales; Lamiaceae
Source: RefSeq, a predicted model, not a curated record
GAGUGAAGGGUCGCCUACGCCUACUCAACCAAAUCUCACUCCCUACUUUCUCUCUCUCUUCAUUUUUCUGCAAAUAUUCUUCCUUCCACAGAUAUUGGAGAAGACUCUGUUUUACAGCGCAUGCGCACUCGCACUCGCAUUUUCCCUCCCUACUUUUCUCCACUUCAAUUAUCUUCCUUUUCUCAACGAACAUAAUGCUCCACACAUUUGAACAAAUGGAUGACGAGUUUGCCAAGCUUCUCCGUAGGAUCAAUCCGCCCAGGGUUGUGAUAGAUAAUGAUGCUUGUGAGGAUGCAACUAUAAUACAGGUUGACAGUGUCAAUAAGCAUGGAAUCCUCCUUCAGGUGGUCCAAAUUCUGACAGAUUUGGAUCUUGUGAUUAAGAAAGCAUACAUUUCAUCUGAUGGAGGAUGGUUCAUGGAUGUGUUCAACGUGAUUGACCGCAAGGGGAACAAAAUUAGAGAUCAAGAGAUCAUCAGCUACAUCCAAGAGAGACUCGAAAGCAAUGACGAUUUGGUUGAACCUUCUUUGAAAGAACUGGUUGGAUUAGUACCUUCGGAAGAGUAUACAUGCAUUGAGCUAACAGGAAGAGACAGGCCCGGUUUAUUAUCUGAAGUCUGUGCUGUCCUUACUGAUCUUGAGUGCAAUGUGGUGAAUGCUGAGAUAUGGACGCACAAUGAGAGAGCUGCAGCUGUGGUUCUUGUCACUGAUCAUACCACGGGUUUUGCAAUUGAAGAUCCAAAGCGCAUUGCAGCAAUAAAGGAGCUCUUGUGCAACGUUCUCAAGGGAAAUAGUGAUUUAAAUUCCGCAAGAAUGACACUUCCACCACCUGAUAAAUUCACACAUAGUAGAAAGAAGAAGGCACGUUACUACUCUUUGAAGCGAGUGAAGGGUCGCCUACGCCUACUCAACCAAAUCUCACUCCCUACUUUCUCUCUCUCUUCAUUUUUCUGCAAAUAUUCUUCCUUCCACAGAUAUUGGAGAAGACUCUGUUUUACAGCGCAUGCGCACUCGCACUCGCAUUUUCCCUCCCUACUUUUCUCCACUUCAAUUAUCUUCCUUUUCUCAACGAACAUAAUGCUCCACACAUUUGAACAAAUGGAUGACGAGUUUGCCAAGCUUCUCCGUAGGAUCAAUCCGCCCAGGGUUGUGAUAGAUAAUGAUGCUUGUGAGGAUGCAACUAUAAUACAGGUUGACAGUGUCAAUAAGCAUGGAAUCCUCCUUCAGGUGGUCCAAAUUCUGACAGAUUUGGAUCUUGUGAUUAAGAAAGCAUACAUUUCAUCUGAUGGAGGAUGGUUCAUGGAUGUGUUCAACGUGAUUGACCGCAAGGGGAACAAAAUUAGAGAUCAAGAGAUCAUCAGCUACAUCCAAGAGAGACUCGAAAGCAAUGACGAUUUGGUUGAACCUUCUUUGAAAGAACUGGUUGGAUUAGUACCUUCGGAAGAGUAUACAUGCAUUGAGCUAACAGGAAGAGACAGGCCUGGUUUAUUAUCUGAAGUCUGUGCUGUCCUUACUGAUCUUGAGUGCAAUGUGGUGAAUGCUGAGAUAUGGACGCACAAUGAGAGAGCUGCAGCUGUGGUUCUUGUCACUGAUCAUACCACGGGUUUUGCAAUUGAAGAUCCAAAGCGCAUUGCAGCAAUAAAGGAGCUCUUGUGCAACGUUCUCAAGGGAAAUAGUGAUUUAAAUUCCGCAAGAAUGACACUUCCACCACCUGGUGCUACCCACAGGCAAAGAAGGUUACAUCAGAUUAUGUUUGCUGAUCGAGACUAUGAAAAGGCUGACAAACUGGUUGGUGGAAAAGUCCAUGCCAAGACCACCAGACCUCAUGUAAUUGUAACAGAUUGUGCAGAAAAAGAUUAUACAGUCAUCACGAUGAGAUCAAAAGAUCGACCCAAGUUGUUGUUUGAUAUUAUCUGUACUCUGACUGACAUGCAGUAUGUCGUCUUUCACGGGGUAGUCCACACAGGAAGAAUGGAAGCAUAUCAGGAAUACUAUAUCCGGCACGUGGAUGGGGUACCUAUUAGUUCAGAAGCUGAACGAGACCGUGUGAUGCAAUGUUUGGAAGCAGCCAUUGAAAGGCGAGGCACUGAGGGUCUAGAGUUAGAACUAUGCGCGGAAGACAGAGUUGGACUUCUCUCCGACAUCACCAGGAUAUUUAGGGAAAAUGGCCUGUGCGUCAAAAGAGCAGAGAUCUCAACUAGGGGCGGGAAAGCUAGGGAUACAUUCUAUGUCACGGAUGUGACUGGCAGCCCCGUAGACCCAAAGACCGUGGACUCCAUCUGUGAACAGAUUGGUGGAGGCGUUUUGCAUGUCAAAUGGGACAUAAAGUCUUCCCCAAAACCACAACAGGGUAGCACAAUUAGCUUCCUGUUAGGAAGCUUCUUCAGAUCUCGAACCUUUUCCGGUUGAAGGAGGAAUGUGGAAAGUAAAAAUAGUGUAUAUAGAUGCAUGGCUUAAUGGCAAUGUUCCUCAGUAGGAGAAACCACCCCAUACUGUUAAUAGGUUAAAGAGGGUGGUGUGGCCAUGUACAUGAAUAUAUAUACUCUCUACCGAGGAAGCUAAACUCUUGUACAGUAUAUAGAAACAAAAUAUAUGUCGAACAGUAUAAGCAUAUAAUGUUAAUGAAAAUGCUUGUGUACAAUGUGGUGA